AUGGUCAUCACUGUCCACACAGCGGAAUCGGUGUCAGAGUCGUCGUACGUUGGCAAGCAGCAUAUCCCGAGUUUCAAGAACGAAAUGGGAGGCGAGGAGACCCACGAGGAGCACGCCGUCAGCAGCAUGCUCCCAACUCAUCACGAGGAGGAGCAGCUGGCCUGGGCGCGCAUCCGUGAAUAUUUCCAAGAUGGCUUCUCCGAGUUCUUCGGAACCAUGGUCCUCGUCCUCUUUGGAGACGGUGUCGUCGCCCAGGUUGUUCUGAGUAAAAGCACCAAGGGUGACUACCAGAGUAUCUCCUGGGGCUGGGGACUGGGUGUCAUGCUCGGAGUCUACUGUAGCAAGAAGUCUGGCGGACAUCUCAACCCGGCAGUGACGCUGGCCAACUGCGUAUUCCGCGGCCACCCGUGGCGCAAGUUCCCCAUCUACUUCAUUGGCCAGCUCUUGGGCGCCAUGGUGGCAGCCCUCAUCGUGUACGGCAACUACAUCAAGGCCUUCGACGCGUUCGAGGGCGGCGCUGGCAUCCGCACCGUCGGGGGCCCCAACUCGACGGCCGGCGUCUUCUGCACAUACCCCGCCGAGUUCAUGACCCGAACGGGCAUGUUCUUCUCCGAAGUUAUCGCGUCCAGCAUUCUCCAGUUCGUCAUCUUCGCGCUCGCCGACCCCGCCAACGGAGCAGCCGGGCCCUUCAUGCCCCUGGCCCUCUUCUUCCUCAUUUUCGGCAUCGGUGCCUGCUGGGGCUGGGAGACCGGUUACGCCAUUAACCUGGCUCGUGACUUUGGCCCCCGCCUGGUUUCGUACAUGCUUGGUUACGGACAUGAGGUGUGGUCCGCCGGUGGAUACUAUUUCUGGAUCCCCAUGGUUGCCCCCUUCUUCGGAACCCUUCUCGGUGGCUUUCUGUACGAUGUCUUCAUGUACACGGGCGAGAGCCCGAUCAACAGUCCCUACUUCGGUCUCACUCGUCUCUUCCAGCCUCGCCGAGAUGUGUGGUCCAACACGUACAAGAACCGCUUGGAAAAGGUGUAA
Molecule: messenger RNA, 1026 nt
Organism: Colletotrichum navitas
Lineage: Eukaryota; Fungi; Ascomycota; Sordariomycetes; Glomerellales; Glomerellaceae
Product: MIP family channel protein
Exons: 3
Coding region: 1-1026 (341 amino acids)
Biological process (GO): water transport; glycerol transmembrane transport
Cellular component (GO): plasma membrane
Molecular function (GO): glycerol channel activity; water channel activity
Source: RefSeq, a predicted model, not a curated record